AUGGGCCCCCAUACCGACUCCUCAUGCUGUGACGUUGCAACAAGGUGGAAUUCAACCCUACAUAUGUUAGACCGCCUUUACGAACAGCGAAAGGCCAUCACCGAUUUCCUGAUGUUACAAGCGGAUAAAGGUACUCCCUGUGUAACUUAGAUGUCAGCCAUUGGCAGCUCAUGCGUGACACCUGCCGCUUGCUCAGGCCCUUUGAGGAGGCCACGCUAUUCGUGAGUCGGCAGGACUAUGGGAUGAACGACGUCAUUCCUCUGUUGCACGUCCUGGAACAAAUGCUGUUAACAAUGGCUGGUCAGGGUGCGGUAGACGUGGCGCACAGAUCUCAACACCACAUGACCCCUGUGGGGGCAGGACAGGAAGAAGAGGAGGAGGUAGAGGAGGACAUUGGUGCUCAGGAAUUAUUGAGUGAAAUGGGUGGUUUUUCCACUCAGCGGACAGGAGUGGAGGAGCAGGAGCAUCUGGUAGAGGAGGAGGAGGAGGAGACAGAGGACCCAGACGCACCGUGGCAGUAUGCUGUGGAGAUGGAGGCAGGGAGUCCCUCGCAUUCCUUGGCACAAAUGGCCCAUAGCAUGCUCGCUUGCUUGCGUAGCGACAGCCGAAUAAUAACCAUCAGACAGAGGGAUGACUUUUGGCUGUCCACCUUGUUGGACCCUCGCUACCGUUCAAAAAUGGUGGCCUUUUUCACACCUGCUGAGAGGGAGGCCAAAAUAAAGUACUAUAAAAACCACCUAUAUAGUCAGCUGGUCUCUGCCUUUGUGCGCCAACGUCCAUCCUCAGACACUGUGGGCCCUGUGCGCUCGCGUUCCGCUGCCAUGGCAGCAGGGGAGGGGUGGGGUGGUAGGAGCAGUGGCAGCUCCACCAGCAGCGGCUGCCUCAGUCUGCAGUCGAUGAUGAGUAGCUUUCUUCACCAGCGCAGUGAGGAAACUACUAACCAGCCGCAGCAGCAGCAUCAGGUGGACCUGGAGCAGGACCUCAAACAACAGGCUUGGGCCUACUUGGACAGCACCCUGCCAACCGAGGUAGACAAUCCCCUUGACUACUGGGCAACGAAACUUGACCUUUGGCCCCAACUAGCUGAAUUUGCCCUUGAAAGGCUGUCAUGCCCGGCCAGUAGCGUGGCAUUGGAGCGCGCGUGUUUAGUGUGGCAGGAGGUAUUGUAACUCCGCGGAGGACACGACUGUCCACCCAAAGUGUGGAGAGACUCACGUUUGUGAAAAUGAAUCAGGCGUGGAUUAGUCUGGAUUUCAAACCACCAGUUCCUGACACAACUGACUAA
This is a messenger RNA of Staurois parvus, 1285 nucleotides long. The record is from the annotation of a GenBank genome assembly. NCBI's taxonomy places the organism in Eukaryota, Metazoa, Chordata, Amphibia, Anura, Ranidae.